Molecule: messenger RNA, 5097 nt
Organism: Habropoda laboriosa
Lineage: Eukaryota; Metazoa; Arthropoda; Insecta; Hymenoptera; Apidae
Product: adenylate cyclase type 10-like
Exons: 29
Coding region: 1-5097 (1698 amino acids)
Cellular component (GO): cytoplasm
Molecular function (GO): protein binding; adenylate cyclase activity
Source: RefSeq, a predicted model, not a curated record
AUGUCGUAUUCCAGUCAAGACGACGUUGUUUGGCUGCCAGACUUAAUCGGUCCUAUAUACCAGAGGCCGAACGCUUCUCUGCGCGAGAUAUUGAACGCUCAUCGCGACGACAAGUGCACGCGUACAAUGGCGACGUUCGUUCCCGACGAACUGAUAUACGAGAGCGACUUAACCAAAAAGAACUUCCGUAAGUUCAACUCUGUAAUGGCGUUGUUCAACAUGACACGGUUCUUCAAUUUUUACAAGCAACAUAUCAGCGCGGAGAACGGCGGCAGCUUUGCUCUGUUCGCUCUGCUGAACAGCUACAUGAAAAUCAUCAUCGAGGAAGUGUACACUUCGGAGGGAGACGUGUUGAAAUUCUCUCAGGACGGACUGUUGAUCAUGUGGAAGGUGAACAGAGACGAGUUCAUCUCGAAGAUGGUUUAUCACGUUAUUUUGUGCGCUCAAAGGAUCCAGGAUACCAUUGCUAGCGUGAAGAACAAGCUUCCCGUCGCGAAACUGGAUAUCGUGAUAUCAGCCGGAGAGGUGCUAUUUUCGGUGAUCGGUGACGACAGUGGCAGACGAUUCGUGAUUGUCGGAGCUCCUAUCGAGGAUCUCAAGUACGCGAGAAGAAUCUGUUUACCAGGUGAUCUGGUGUUGUCUUCCAGUGCUUGGGAACACUGUGCUCCUAGCCAGUACGAGUACGUUAUCAAGGAUUCGAGUAACGUGAAGAUUAUUAAGGUAGUUGGACCACCGAUCGAACCUCCGAAAAGUAGCACCGAGAUGGCUGUUGCGGAAAGUAUGCAGCUUCGUUCGAAACUUGACCUUAUCGACGAGCCGUCGGUUAUGUCUGUGUACUCUAACAUAUCUAUGGACUCUGUGGUGCAAUUCCAAGCGAGAGUUUCUGUGAUCGAUGCUCAACGAAGACGUCUCGGUACAAGCUUGAAGACCUACAUGUUGCACCCGAUCUUUACACGGAUCGAAGACGAUCAGUCGUUGAAGAACUUGGAGGAAAUAAGACAAAUUUCUAUGGUUUGUGUCAGUGUGAUACCGACAAAGUGUACCGUUUACGAGUUAAUUUCUCUGGUAGAUCAGCUGUUUAUAUGUCUUCAGAGGAUUGUUAUAGAGAACGGUGGAUGCAUUUGUACGGUGAAUUUAUACGAAAGGGAUAUUUCUUUUUACGUCGUGUACGGAGUUAGGAAUUAUAGCGAAGAAGAGGCUGGGAAUAUAUCGGACAAUGCAAUCUCUUCCGCGAUGACGAUAAUGAAGGAAAUGAAACGCAUCGGGGGCGUUAAAACUGUUCUAAUUGGCGUCUCCACUGGUAUAGCAUUUUGCGGGAUAAUCGGCCACACUGUCAGAAAGCAGUACAUGAUUUUCGGUACGCCCACCUUCAAAGCGAUUUCACUGAUGAUGAUUUCAUUCGACAAGAUCUCUUGCGAUUACGACACCAUCAUAAACAGCUCUCUGGGCAAAGAGAAUUUUCGUUCGCGAGGCAUUAAAGUCCUAAGAAGAUUCGGCAAGUGUCACGUUUACGAAUACGUCUUCGCGUACUCAAAAGCAGAAGCACUGAUGAACCUAAAGUACUGCUAUCCAAUUCUGGGUCGAUUUCAGGAACUGGAAUACUUCAAGGAUAUUCUAGACGACAUCGGAGUCCCAGGACGAAUUUAUUCCGGACUUCUUAUCGAGGGUAGCGAAAGGUCCGGCAAAUCUCGACUACUCGAUGCUUUCGUCACGACCGUUAAAAACAGAGAAAUAAGGCUGAUUCAACUUUCUUUGCAUCCAUCUUACGCGGAGAAGGCUUACGCUGUACUGUACUACAUGUUUCUUCAACUAUUCGACGCCGAAGAUUUCACAACGGUCGAGGAUCGUGAGAGAGUUCUCUUGAGGACAGUGUCAGAAAUUCUGGAGCUCAACGAUCUAUGCUACCUGAACGCGAUCAUGAGGGUACAAUUUCCCCUUUCGGAAGAGUACUGCAACGACACCGAUUGGAAACGGCAUAAGAAAACGAUAGAAAUCUUCGAAGAUAUAUUAAACCAGGUUGUCGGACGGGUGUGCAUACUUCUAGACGACGUGCAACACAUGGACCUCCUUUCGUGGCAGUUUUUGUCCUCUGCUCUCGACAACCAUAACGUGAUUCUAGUAAUGACGAUGCUGGAACCAGUUUCCUGGGACAAUUUAUCUCAAGUCGAGGCUGGAAUUUGCCAGGAUAAGAGGCUGAUGAUUCGAACGUUGCAGGGAAUAGAUUCGAAAUAUCUCGGAGCGUUCGCUUGCCAAUUCAUGAACGUUAUCGCCAUUCCUAAAGGUCUUGACAAAAUCCUUAAACAGCGUAGUAGAAACGUGAUUGGCUGGUGCGAGGCAUUUUUAAUGUCCGCUCUGCAAGUCAACGCUGUGACCGUAGCGACGGUUUCUCCGAUCGACGUGGAUCAUUACGAUCUCGUUUUCCCGGAUGGUUCGCUGCUGGCCAAGAUUCCAGCCUACUUGACACCCGAGGAAUUGGCACCGCCGUUGCACUGGACGCAGAUGAGCGCGGUCAACGUCUGCAUACCGUCCGAUAAGCACAGAGGAUUCGUCGAGACCAAUCGUGACAUCACAGGCUUGAGGAUCGAUAUAUACAACAGAAUGAACUCGUACGAGCAGGAUUUCAUCAAGUGUGCAGCAACCCUGGGAGAGAUCUUCCAACGAAAUAUGGUGGACUCUGUGAUGCUCAAUUCUGCGCCGUUGUACACGUCGAAAGGAAAGUCUGUGGCAGAGAUGAUACGGUUGAGAAUUUUGGAGUGCGCCAUGAUCCAGAGGAAGGAUUUCCAUUCGGACGAUUCCGUGUAUUACGUGCUCAAAUACAGGAAGACUUUCAGUAAUAUGCAUCAUCUGGUGACUUGCGAGUGUAAACCUUCUCGAAUCGUUACUAAGAAGACACUGCCUCCGUACGCUUACUGCAAGGUCCUCGAGUUUACUAUAUCCUCUUAUCGCAAGCUCUUCUACGAGAUACUGUCCCCGCACGAGAAGAAGGACUAUCACACGAAGGCUGUGAGUAUCUUCGAGAGGGACGCUCGGAAGUGCAAUACCUGCGGCCGUGGCAAUUUUUGCACGCUCAUGACCAAAGAAUUGGAUCCUCAGCCGAUCGCUGAAACGCUGCAUAAAAUAAGUUUAGCGAUGCAGAGAAGAGGGACGUUUCACAGCAAGCACGACAGAAGACGAAGUAUUUUCGCGGAGAACACUACGGACACGGACAGGAAACGGGAAAGCGUCAACAUUCGCAGAAUUUCCAUUCUUCCGGUUCACACCGACGAUACAGAUGAAAACGGCGAAAUGAGUCCAGACUUCAAUAACGUUUCCGACCUUCCGAGACGAUCGAAACGAUCAACCAGUGGAUCGGAUGUAAUACUCGAUGUUUCUUGGGACGAACGAUUGAAGCAGUUCACUUUCAUAGAUUAUCGAAACUGUCGAUGCAUGGAGGUGAUCAAUUAUCUUUUCUGGAUAAUGCACCAUCAUAUUAAAAACAGCAUGGACGUUGGAACACUGGUGAAAUUCAUGAUGGAGUACAGCGCUGGUCUGAUACAGACCGCGCAGCCGGUUUAUGCAACGAAAUUUCUCGCAACCACCACCACCAAUAUCAACGUAAUAAAAGUGAAGGAAAAAUUGGAUCUCGAUACUGUCGACAUAAUCGCCGAUAAAGGAAAGACCUUGGUUUUAAUGGGAGACGCUUACAUCGCCUAUGGAAAUUAUUCUCAGGCGAAGAAAUUUUAUUUGGAGGCUGUCGCGUUGCGAAGUGAACUGCCACAGAGCGCCAAGGCGAUUUGUUACAACACUCUCUUCGAGAAAAUACGAUACAAAGUGCUGGGUCUGCCUGGGUACAUCGCGAAUCAAGACAUCGGAGAUAUAGGCGCUCGGAAGAUGGAAUUAGCCGUGUAUCUGCACCGAUUGUCCACGGUUUCCAUGCUGCAGGACGAAGGAAAGAUGGCGAAACUCUCCAUUCUGCAGAGUCUUCGCGCCGCGUUCGAGACCGCCGGCAAUUUCUUGGAGAAAGGAAAGAUUUAUCUAACCGCUAUAGAAAUUUUUCGACAGUUUCAAAAACUGAACAUGACAUACCCACUGGAGAAGUCGAUGUUGCUGGUUAUCGAGGAGAAAAUCAGCUGGAAAUCCCCGGAAGAAGUGAUCAUAGUCGCCCAGGUGUACCAGACGGUAUACGAGAACAGAAUACGACUGGGUCAGCUGAUCGAGGGUAUCGAUAUGGGAGUUCGAAUUUGCAAGAUAUGCAAUCAUUUGCACCUGAACAAAGUGAAGCUCGCUAUUCUGCCAUCCUUGAUACAGAUUCUGAUGUGGACGAAACACAUAUACGAGGCCGUCGAUUUAUUAUACGAAUUGUACUAUCUUUCCAAAGAAGAUACCGAUUAUUCAGCCAUCACUUGGUACUACGCUCUUUGCAUGGAAUUUCUGCUGGACGCUUCCAUGAUUCUGGAGCCGUACGAGAAGUGUUACGACUUCUACGCUAACGUCAUGGACUUCAAGUCGAGAACUUGCGUAUUACGCGACGCGGAGAGUCUGUCGCGUCUGACCACCUGUUUAGUCAUCUGGCAGCUGAGAAUGAACGUGAUAGUCACCGACGUGUUCGUGAAGGACGUCGAAGACUAUUUGAACGGUAUCGCGUACGACAAGUUUUCACAGAUUUGCAAUUGCAUCAAGGGUCUCGAGAGUUAUUUGCUGAUACUGAAACGUCGAAUCAACAUCAAAAGAUCGAACGAUCUCUUCGAUCGAGUGAAGAACGCUAACGCGAUAAUCAAGUAUCUCAACGAAGCGUCUGCUUACGCUCCGUUCGUUAAACCAUUUUUAUACAUGCUGCAAUCCUACAUGGAACUUCUACGCGGCCGAAAAGCAGCCUCCGAAGGUUACAUUAAAAAAUCGCAAAAUUGGGCCUCGUUGCAGGAGAAUAAACUGAUAUCAGCUUGGACUGAACAGAACAAAAGGACUUGGGAGGAGAGUAACUACAACAACAUGGCGCAAUACUGGGUGGAGCAUGUCGGCUCGAACAACGCGGUUCAAUGGCAGGAGAUCCACACGUUCGGUGUGAACGCUUGGUCCACCAUACUGUACCCGUUUCCAAUCCCAGAAUCGAACUUUUAA